AUGGGCAAAGAAAAAUCUGAGAAGAAGGACAAGAAGGAGAAGAAGGAAAAGCGAAGCGAGGUUGACGGCGUGAAGAAGUCCAAGAAGGAAAAAAAAUCAAAGCUCACUAGCGACAACAUAGCUGCAGCGAUUGAGGAAGUCAGCAAAGAGACUGCAGAGUCAAAGGAAGUCGAAGUCAAGGCUGUGACCGAUGGGGAGGUUGUGGUAACUGCCCGACCUGUGGGUGCUUUGGUACCUUUUGCGAACCCAUUGGCCGAUGAGAAGGUCACGAAAAAGGUUCUCAAGAGCGUGAAGAAAGCGGCAAAGAACAAGACCCUCAAGCGCGGAGUCAAGGAGGUUGUCAAGGCGCUGCGGAAAUCUCCUCAGGGCGCGGGCAACACCUCUGUGCCGGGCAUCGUGAUCCUCGCGGCUGAUAUCUCGCCCAUGGAUGUCAUCUCACAUAUCCCCGUCCUCUGCGAGGACCACAACAUCCCGUAUAUCUACGUCUCCAGCCGUGCAGAAUUAGGCGCUGCAGGAAACACCAAACGGCCAACGAGUGUGGUCAUGGUAUCCGAGACGAGGACAGGCCCGAAGAAGGCGGAGAAGAUUGAGGGCGAGGAGGAAUUCGCCGAAGUGUAUAAGGAUCUGGUGAAGGUAGUCGAGAAAGAGUCGAGAAACGUGCGGAUCUAG
Messenger RNA from Amorphotheca resinae ATCC 22711, 669 nucleotides. RefSeq lists its product as hypothetical. Gene Ontology annotation, cellular component: nucleolus; box H/ACA snoRNP complex. The transcript has 2 exons. Lineage: Eukaryota; Fungi; Ascomycota; Leotiomycetes; Helotiales; Amorphothecaceae. Gene Ontology annotation, molecular function: box H/ACA snoRNA binding. The record is from RefSeq and is a predicted model, not a curated record. Bases 1 to 669 code for a protein of 222 amino acids. Gene Ontology annotation, biological process: rRNA pseudouridine synthesis; ribosome biogenesis; snRNA pseudouridine synthesis.